UGUUACAGCAUUCUGUAAAGGAAACUUACGUUCUUAUGGACUCUCUUGUUUGUCCCAAGCAGUCAACCAUUAUGCUUUUCCUCUUAGACAGCUUCAUCAGUAGACUCAAUUUCAUUUUGGUAGAGUUGAUGUCGUAUAUUUUGUUUUCCAGGUUUUAUUUGAACCAGAACAGUGGGACUACCUGUUGGACCAAUUUAAAUAGGAAUUCUACAGGUUAUAUGGCAUGACUUUGGAGCUUUUGCUGAAUAUUUAUUUAAAGGCUGGCUUAUCUGCUCUAAAAACUCUAUACUGUUGUGGGGAUGAUUGCACAAAGGAGGACCCACUCUCACAAGAAAGCUUCCGGAAAUUGGCAUUGCCAUUGCUAGAUUCAAAGCAGCAUCAUUCAAAGCUUGUAUGCUACAUAACUAAAGAGUUGAUGGACACAGAGAAUCCACCACAAGUCUUUCCCAAUGGCUAUGCCUAUAGCACUAAGGCGCUUGAAGAAAUGGCCAAGAAAAACAAUGGUAAAAUAACAUGUCCUAGGACAGCAUUGAUAUGCAGUUAUUCUGAGGUGGUAAAAGCAUAUAUCUCAUAAUCUUCAUGUUUAAAAGAUUGAAGAACUCAAAAGGAGUUUUCGUUGUUGGGGUCUGAAGUCAUCUAUGAAUGCCAGUGAUGACGCAGAGAAAUUCCUUAUGCACCUUUGGCAUCGGCCUCAGGACUUGCCAUAUAUGUACAUAUGCAAAGUGUUCUAACUUUUAUUCACUUGUUUCUUUUGAAUUCUGAAUGAAUAAUGUUCAAGCUGAUUCAUUAUCGUUGAAGACGACCAUUGUUGUGCAAAA
This is a messenger RNA of Hevea brasiliensis (rubber tree), 818 nucleotides long. RefSeq names its product protein MAEA homolog. The record is from RefSeq and is a predicted model, not a curated record. Gene Ontology annotation, cellular component: nucleus; cytoplasm; GID complex. NCBI's taxonomy places the organism in Eukaryota, Viridiplantae, Streptophyta, Magnoliopsida, Malpighiales, Euphorbiaceae. The coding region runs from base 224 to 574 and encodes 116 amino acids. Gene Ontology annotation, biological process: proteasome-mediated ubiquitin-dependent protein catabolic process. Gene Ontology annotation, molecular function: ubiquitin protein ligase activity. The transcript has 3 exons.